AAAAAUUAAAAAUUACAACUCCUCUACAAAUAUCCAGUUUGUCGAGUGAUUAGACGGCCACGCCUGCGGCCCACAAUUCUUCUUCAAUCUCGGCGCCCGGCUGGCGAGUCCAGCACCGUUGGAGAGGUAAAUGAAGUCUCACAUACAUCUAUUCUCCACAACUCCCCACAAUUUUCUCCAAUAAUCAUGGCUAUAUGCCUUUCAUACUGUCCUGACCCUGUUCCCCAUAAAACCUCAAUAAGCUUUAGCUCUAGAUUGAGGUUCAAUUCUCAGGAAGCUCUGUUUUUACUUCGAAAAUGCACAACUUUUAAUCAAUUGAAGCUAAUUCAUGCCAGAAUUAUCCGCCACGGCCUCACUGAUGACCAGUUACUUGUUCGAAAAUUACUUGAUAUUUGCUAUUCUUAUGGUAAAAUGGAUUAUGCCCUUUUGGUUUUUCAUCAAAUUCAGCGCCCUCAUGCCUUUACUUGGAAUCUUAUGAUUAGGGCACUUACUAACAGUGGCAGGUCCCGGAAAGCUAUGGAUUUGUUUAACCUUAUGAUGUGCAAAGGUUGUGCACCUGACAAGUUCACCUUCCCGUUUGUUAUUAAAGCUUGCUUGGCCGCUUUUGAUGUUGAGAAGGGUAAAGAGGUCCAUGGUUUGGCUGUUAAAACAGGAUUUUUCCGAGAUAUGUUUGUGCAGAAUACUUUGAUGGAUCUUUAUUUCAAGUGUGAGGAUGUAGAUAGUGGAAGUAAGGUGUUUGAGAAAAUGCGUGUUCGUAGUGUUGUUUCGUGGACAACUAUGAUUACUGGCCUUGCUGCUUGUGGGGAUUUGGAUUCUGCCCGAGCUGUUUUUGAGCAAAUGGAAUCAAGAAAUGUUGUUUCGUGGACGGCUAUGAUUAAUGCGUAUGUUAGGAAUCAACAACCUCAAGAGGCUUUUGAAUUGUUCUGGAGAAUGCAGCUUGAUAAUGUCAGGCCAAAUGAGUUUACACUUGUUAGCUUGUUACAAGCAUGUACGGACCUGGGAAGUCUAAAAUUGGGUAGUUGGAUUCAUGACUUUGCUUUAAAGAAUGGGUUCGAACUUGGAGUUUUCCUUGGGACUGCUCUUAUUGACAUGUAUAGCAAAUGUGGUAGUUUGGAGGAUGCUAGGAAAGUGUUUGACAAGAUGCAAAUUAAGAACUUAGCCACUUGGAAUUCUAUGAUUACUAGCUUGGGUGUGCAUGGGCAUGGCGAGGAAGCCCUUGCUCUUUUUGCGCAGAUGGAGAACACAAAUGUUCAACCGGAUGCAAUCACUUUUGUAGGUGUUUUAUGUGCUUGUGUACAUACAAAUAAUGUAGAUGAGGGUUGUCAUUACUUCUGGUAUAUGAUAGAAAAUUAUGGUAUCAUGCCUAUUUUAGAACAUUAUACUUGCAUGAUUGAACUAUAUAAUCAUGCAAAAAUGAAGGAUGAGAUCUACGCACUUCUGAAUUGUAUGCCCGAUAAACUGGAUGAGAAUACAGUGGCAGCCUUGCUGAGACCGAACACUAUGCGAGAGAAUCUGAAUGAGAAUACAGAGGCAGCGUUGCAAAGGCUGAAUGCCCUUCCAGAGAAGCUGAAUGAGAAUACCGAGGCAGUAUUGCAAAGGCUGAAUGCCAUGCUCAAGCUAAAUGAGAGUACAGCAGCAGCAUGGGUUACGCCAAGUGUUGACAAGAGAGUGACUGAUAUGGAGAAAAAUUCUCUCCUGUUUACAAAUGAAUCCAACUGCUUGGGAGUGUUUAUAUGCUAUGUCCCGCAAUAUCAGCUCCAUUGCUUCAAGGGGGAUGUGGGUUAACUUUACUGGAUGAUUUUCUUACUGUUUAAUUACGUUUCAAAUUGUACACAUUGUAAUCACUGAGAGAGGAGCCUUGUAUCAAAGUAGAACCUCCAAUCAUACAAAAUCCUGUUCUUAUAAGCUUUUCUCCAAUAAAAUAAGUCAAAGAAGAUUUGUAGAUUGGAAUGA
Molecule: messenger RNA, 1953 nt
Organism: Pistacia vera
Lineage: Eukaryota; Viridiplantae; Streptophyta; Magnoliopsida; Sapindales; Anacardiaceae
Product: pentatricopeptide repeat-containing protein At3g26630, chloroplastic-like
Exons: 1
Coding region: 187-1785 (532 amino acids)
Biological process (GO): RNA modification
Molecular function (GO): protein binding; RNA binding
Source: RefSeq, a predicted model, not a curated record